AGGAUCCAUCACCUUAGGAACAGGCGCGAUACACAAUGGCGUGGUUAUUUAUGACUGGGGUGUUGUUCUCAAUGACUGGGACACUCAAUGGUGUCAUAUGUCAUUGCAACACUGCAUGUGCCUGUGCCUGUGCCGUGUUCCCCUCUACUCCCUGUAGCCAGGUCGGUGAUCCAGACAGAUGUCAGGAAGGAUGGUUCGGUUCCUACUGCCAGAAACAGAAUAUUGCAUUGGGAAGAAGUGCCACACAGAGCAGUACCUACAGUGAAAACAGUGUCAAAACAGGGAAUACACAUCAGGUUUUCGAGGCCAGGUACGGCGUGGAUGGUAGAGCUACCAACGACUUCUAUAGUAGACCAUUCACAUGUACACAUACAUUAGGGGGAGACUCAACAUGGACGGUGUUCCUGAACAUCUCAAAUACAGACAAGAUACAACACGUGAAACUGUAUCUGCGUAAUACGGACCAAGACCGAAACAAUGGUAUGAAAAUAUAUGUUAGAGGAAAGCUUUGCUUCCAGUGGCCAAGGAAUACCCAUCCGCCAGAUAUAGCUGAUGUCAAAUGUCAACAAGCACUGACAGGAAACAACCUGGCCAUACGAACAAGCAAUAUUAUCACGUUGUGCGAGGUACAGAUAUUUGUUUGUAGUGACGGCUGGUUUGAUGAGGAUUGUGACAAACAGUGUCACUGUUCACUAAACACAGAAGUAUGUGACAAGAUCACUGGGCAGUGUCUGAGUGGAUGUGCGCCAGGAUACAUGGGCCCAGACUGCCAAACAGAGUGUCCAGACGGUUACUAUGGGGACUGCACCUCCAGGUGUGGAAACUGCCUCAAUGCUACCUUUUGUGACAAGACUACAGGCAUCUGUCCUGGAGGUUGUGCAGCAGGGUGGCGAACUGACACCUGCCUUCAACCAUGCCCAGAUGGUUACUAUGGUCCUAACUGUGGCUUCCAGUGUGGAAGCCGUGUGGAUGGUGAUGUUUGCAUCAGGACAAAUGGAACGUGUCCAAGAGGAUGUGCAGCAGGGUGGUUCAGCGACAGGUGCAAUCAGCAAUGCGCUGAUGGUAUGUACGGGGUUGACUGUAUGUCACGAUGUGGUCAGUGUAAAGACACCUUAAGCUGUGAUAAGUCCAGUGGAGAAUGUCCUGAGGGAUGUCAGGGUAACUUCAUGAAGCCCCUGUGUCAAGGCUGUACAGAGUGUUCGGCAACAUCAGGAUCCUCAGACCAGGGAGUGGCAGUUGCAGCAACACUUGGGACACUUCUCGCCUUGACAGCCAUCGCUCUGUUGGCAGCCAUCAUAUACAUUUAUAAGAAAAGAAAAG
This is a messenger RNA of Haliotis rubra (blacklip abalone), 1320 nucleotides long. Its product is annotated as protein draper-like. The transcript has 9 exons. Gene Ontology annotation, molecular function: scavenger receptor activity. The annotation marks the transcript as partial. The record is from RefSeq and is a predicted model, not a curated record. Lineage: Eukaryota; Metazoa; Mollusca; Gastropoda; Lepetellida; Haliotidae.